CCCAAAGCGCAAGAGCUCAAACCAACAGACAAAUCACGUACAACUUUACAACUUCCUCUCUCUUUAGUCUCUCUCCUCAGCUAGCUCACAGAGAGCACGUAGCUAGCUGCUGUAGCUAGUUCUUGUGCGUGCAUGCACAUAGCUCAACGACGAGGAGAGGCACGCUGGUGUAACGACAGCAUGAAGGUUAAGAUCGAGAGCUCCAAGAUCGUGAAACCGGUGUACGACGUCGGCAUUGCGCCGAGCACCGCCAAGAGUGUGCCGCUCAACGUGUUCGACAGGGUCACCUACGACACGCACAUUGCCGUCAUCUAUGCGUUCCGGCCGCCCAACCCGCCCAACGCCGCGCUGGAGCAGGGGCUGGCCAGGGCGCUUGCCGUGUACAGGGAGUGUGCGGGGCAGCUCGGCGACGGGCCAGACGGGAGGCCGGCCGUGCUGCUCAACGACAGGGGCGCGCGGUUCGUGGAGGCCAACGUGGACGUGCCGCUGGACGGGUCCAUGCCGUUCAAGCCGGCGCCGGAGCUGCUGCGGCUGCACCCGAGCAUCGACGGCCUCGUGGAGGAGCUGGUGCAGGUGCAGCUGACGCGGUUCUCGUGCGGAUCGCUAGUGGUCGGGUUCACGUCGCACCACCACGUCGCCGACGGGCAGGCCACGAGCAACUUCCUCGUGGCGUGGGGUCUAGCAUCGCGGCAGCUACCCACCAUGGGGCCGCUCCCCGUCUGCGACCGCGCCACUCGGUUCCCACCGCGGGACAAGCCGCUCGUCGAGUUCCCGCACCGCGGGACGGAGUACUACCUGCCCGCCAAGAAGCGCGGCGAGGACGAGGGCGACGAGGAGCUCGGCGGCGUGGCGCACGACAAGAUCAAGGUCCACAAGGUGCACUUCAGCAAGGAGUUUGUGACGCGUCUCAAGGCACGCGCGUCGUCGGGCCUCCCGCUGCAGCAGCGGCGUGGGUACAGCACCUUUGAAAGUGUGGUGGGCCACCUCUGGCGCACGGUCACAGCGGCGCGUGGGCUGGGCGCCGGCGAGACUACCAAGCUCCGCAUCUCCGUGAACGGGCGGACGCGCAUGCGCCCCCCCGUGCCUCGCGACUACUUCGGCAACAUGGUCCUCUGGGCGUUCCCGCGAUCCGACGCCGGUGAACUCGUCUCCCGCACCGUCCAGCACGCCGCCGACCUGAUCCACCGCGCCGUGGCGCGCGUGGAUGACGCCUACUUCCGUUCCUUCAUCGACUUCGCGUCCUCGGGCGCCGUGGAAGCCGAGGGGCUGGCGCCCACCGCCGACGAGUCGCAGGUGGUGCUGUGCCCGGACCUGGAGAUGGACAGCUGGCUGGGGAUCAACUUCUAUGACCUGGACUUCGGCGGCGGGUCCCCGUUCUACUUCAUGCCGUCGUACCUGCCCAUGGAGGGCACCCUAUUCCUCGUGCCCUCCUUCCUCGGCGACGGUAGCAUCGAGGCCUACGUUUCCCUCUUCGAGGGCCACCUCGAGGAGUUCAAGAAGACAUGUUACAAUAUCGCCUAGCUAGUCCAAUCAAGACUGCAUAAUUCGCUGCCAACUGGAGACGUUCAGCAUGCAGAGAAGGAAUGUUGCAACAACACGUGCAUGGCGACAUGCUUUGUAGUUUGUUGGGUUGCACUAGGGUUCACGUUUUCGGUGCUUUUCGGGUCUAUCGGAUGCUCUAGUAGCAU
Molecule: messenger RNA, 1688 nt
Organism: Phragmites australis (common reed)
Lineage: Eukaryota; Viridiplantae; Streptophyta; Magnoliopsida; Poales; Poaceae
Product: putrescine hydroxycinnamoyltransferase 3-like
Exons: 1
Coding region: 133-1521 (462 amino acids)
Molecular function (GO): acyltransferase activity, transferring groups other than amino-acyl groups
Source: RefSeq, a predicted model, not a curated record